GGGCUCGCCGCCGCCGCCGAGACCUGCCGCCUGCCGCGCCGCGCCGGUGCCGGAGCGGGAAGCCCAGGCUGCGCGCGUCCAACCGCGGCGCGCGGAGCGCCCGGGGGCGGGGGCCGGCUGGCGGGCAGCGGCUGCGGGGAGCCGGGCAGCAUGCCCGUGCAGCCCCGCUGAAUGGCGCCUUCUCUGCGACCCCUCGCGCGGCCGCGGCCACCGGGGAUGCUGCUCCGCGCGCCUCUGUUCCUGCUGCUCGUCGGCUGCGUUCCAGGAGUGUGGUGCUUUAGUGAACUGUUUUUUAUGAACGAACCACAGGAUGUAACUGUCACGAGAAAGGACCCAGUCGUUUUAGAUUGCCAGGCUCACGGAGAAGUUCCUACUAAGGUCACAUGGCUGAAAAAUGGAGCAAAAGUGUCUGAAAAUAAACGGAUCCAGGUUCUGUCCAACGGCUCUUUAUACAUCAGUGAGGUGGAAGGCAAGCGAGGAGAGCAAUCUGAUGAAGGAUUUUAUCAAUGCUUGGCGAUGAACAAAUAUGGAGCCAUUCUUAGUCAAAAAGCUCAUCUUACCUUAUCAACUAUUUCUGCAUUUGAAGUUCAGCCACUUUCUACUGAGGUCCAAGAAGGUGGAGUUGCUAGGUUUGCAUGCAAGAUUUCAUCCAGCCCUCCUGCAGUCAUAACAUGGGAAUUAAAUCGGACAACUGUACCUAUAACUAUGGACAGGAUAACUGCCCUACCAACAGGAGUAUUGCAGAUCUAUGAUGUUGGCCAGAAGGAUGCUGGAAAUUAUCGUUGUGUGGCUGCUACUAUAGCCCAUAGACGUAAAAGUAUGGAGGCCUCUCUAACAGUGAUUCCAGCAAAGGAGUCUAAAUCCUUCCACAUACCAACCAUUAUAGCAGGUCCACAGAACAUAACAACAUCUCUUCACCAGACUGUUGUUUUGGAAUGUGUGGCCAUAGGAAAUCCCAAACCAAUCAUUUCUUGGAGCCGUCUGGAUCACAAGUCCAUUGAUGUCUUUAAUACACGGGUACUUGGAAAUGGUAAUCUCAUGAUAUCUGAUGUCAAGCUGCAACAUGCUGGAGUAUAUGUUUGUCGGGCCACUACCCCGGGCACACGUAACUUUACAGUUGCCAUGGCAACUUUAACUGUAUUAGCUCCUCCUUCAUUUGUUGAAUGGCCAGAAAGUUUAACAAGGCCUCGAGCUGGCACUGCUCGAUUUGUGUGUCAGGCAGAAGGAAUCCCCUCACCAAAAAUGUCAUGGUUGAAAAACGGAAGGAAGAUACAUUCAAAUGGUAGAAUUAAAAUGUACAACAGUAAAUUAGUCAUUAACCAGAUUAUUCCUGAAGAUGAUGCUAUUUAUCAGUGCAUGGCUGAGAAUAGCCAAGGAUCUAUUUUAUCUAGAGCCAGACUGACUGUAGUUAUGUCAGAAGACAGACCCAGUGCUCCUUAUAAUGUGCAUGCUGAAACCAUGUCAAGUUCAGCCAUCCUGUUAGCUUGGGAGAGGCCACUUUAUAAUUCAGACAAAGUCAUCGCUUAUUCCGUGCACUACAUGAAAGCAGAAGGUUUAAAUAAUGAAGAGUAUCAAGUAGUCAUCGGAAAUGACACAACUCAUUAUAUUAUUGAUGACUUAGAACCUGCCGGCAAUUAUACUUUCUACAUUGUGGCAUAUAUGCCAAUGGGAGCCAGCCAAAUGUCUGAUCAUGUGACACAGAAUACAUUAGAGGAUGUUCCCCUGAGACCUCCUGAAAUCAGUCUGACAAGUCGAAGUCCCACAGAUAUUCUUAUCUCCUGGUUGCCAAUUCCAGCCAAGUUUCGGAGGGGCCAGGUGGUGCUCUAUCGCCUGUCUUUCCGCCUGAGUACUGAGAAUUCCAUCCAAGUUCUGGAGCUUCCAGGAACCACACAUGAGCACCUUUUGGAGGGUCUGAAACCUGACAGUGUCUACCUGGUACGGAUCACUGCUGCCACCAGAGUGGGACUGGGAGAGUCAUCAGUGUGGACUUCUCACAGGACCCCCAAAGCUACAAGCGUGAAAGCACCUAAGUCUCCAGAGUUACAUUUGGAGCCUCUGAACUGUACCACCAUUUCUGUGAAAUGGCAGCAAGAUGCUGAGGACCCAGCAACCAUCCAGGGCUACAAGCUAUACUACAAAGAGGAAGGGCAGCAGGAGAAUGGACCCAUCUUCUUGGAUACUAAUGACCUUCUCUACACUCUUGGUGGCUUAGACCCUAGAAGAAAAUACCAUGUGAGGUUGCUGGCUUACAACAACAUAGAAGAUGGCUAUCAGGCAGACCAAACAGUCAGUACUCCAGGAUGCGUGUCUGUUCGUGACCGCAUGGUUCCUCCUCCACCACCACCCCACCAUCUCUAUGCGAAAGCUAACACCUCAUCUUCCAUCUUCCUGCACUGGAGGAGGCCUGCGUUCACCUCUGCACAAAUAAUUAACUACACCAUCCGCUGUAACCCUGUCGGCCUGCAGAACGCCUCUUUGGUUCUAUACCUUCAAACAUCAGACACUUAUAUGUUGGUUCAAGGUCUAGAACCAAACACCAAAUAUGAAUUUGCUGUUCGAUUGCAUGUGGACCAGCUUUCCAGUCCCUGGAGCCCUGUUGUCUACCGUUCCACACUUCCAGAAGCACCAGCAGGCCCACCUGUGGGAGUAAAAGUGACGCUGAUAGAGGAUGGCACUGCUCUGGUUUCCUGGAAACCCCCCGGUGGCCCAGAGACAGUUGUGACGCGGUAUACUAUCUUGUAUGCAUCCAGGAAAGCCUGGAUUGCAGGAGAGUGGCAGGUCCUACACCGAGAAGGGGCAAUAACCAUGGCGUUGCUAGAAAACCUGGUGGCAGGCAAUGUGUACAUUGUCAAGAUAUCUGCAUCCAAUGAUGUGGGAGAAGGACCCUUUUCAAAUUCUGUGGAGCUGGCAGUGCUUCCAAAGGAAACUUCCGAAUCAAACCAGAGGCCCAAGCGUUUAGAUUCUGCUGAUGCCAAAGUUUAUUCAGGCUAUUACCACCUGGACCAAAAAUCAAUGACCGGCAUUGCCGUAGGCGUCGGCAUAGCCUUGGUCUGCAUCCUCGUCUGUGUUCUCAUCCUGAUAUACCGAAGCAAAGCCAGGAAAUCAUCUGCUUCCAAGACAGCACAGAAUGGAACUCAACAAUUACCUCGUACCAGCACCUCCCUAGCCAGUGGAAAUGAAGUAGGGAAGAAUCUGGAAGGAGCCUUAGAAAAUGAAGAAUCCUUAAUGCCAAUGAUAAUGCCAAACAGCUUCAUUGAUGCGAAGGGAGGAACUGACCUGAUAAUUAAUAGCUAUGGUCCUAUAAUUAAAAACAACUCUAAGAAAAAAUGGCUUUUUUUCCAAGAUUCGAAAAAGAUAAAAGUUGAGCAGCCUCAAAGAAGAUUUACUCAAGCAGUCUGCUUUUACCAGCCAGGCACGACUGUUUUAAUCAGUGAUGAAGACUCCCCAGGCUCCCCGGGUCAGACAGCCAGCUUCCCAAGGCCCUUUGGAGUUGCCGCUGAUACCGAGCACUCAGCAAAUAGUGAAGGCAGCCAUGAGACUGGGGAUUCUGGAAGAUUCUCCCACGAGUCCACUGAUGAGCUACACCUCCCCUCAGUUCUGAGCACCACACCCCUGCCCUCCAGCUGCUUCACGGGCAGUGGUCCAGGUGGGGAUCCCCCGACGGAGGAGUGUGGCGCCGCCGCGGAGCCGCCGGCCGCUGAGCAGGCUUCCUCUCCCCUUCCGCAGCCGCCCUUGGCCAUGCUGUGCUUUGAUAGAAGUGAUUUCCCGAUCUAGGCAGCCAUGUUCAGGUAGUCUCACCUUUAAGUCUGUUCGAAGGACAAUGAACAGGGAGCCAAAGCCUUUUGUGAAAAUCUUGAUGUCUUACUGGGUAUUUCAGCCUUUUUUGAAUGUGUUUUUUAUUUUUAAACACGUAUUUUGAAUGUUCCAUUGUCAGCAAUGUGAAAAACAGUCAAGAUAUUUGACUGGAUUAUAAAAUAUAUCACUGGAGCAAAGGGAAGACUUUGGAAAGCCCCUUUGCUGACGAUCUACCUCAGUUUGCCAGAGGGCAAACUCAGAAGACAACUUUGCCACCUCGUUUGUUUGAUGGUUUAUCCCCGCUGUAUAAGCAAUGACACUUCCUAGUAGCAUUUGUUUUCAUUGCUGCAUGUGUGAUGUGUGUGAUCAAAGGAGUCAUAUGGGUAGGUAAGAAGGUUUAUCUGAAGCUCUGAUUUUUUUUUUAAUUAUGACAUCUGCAGUGUUGGAUAAAUUAACACCUCCGGCUGUGAGGAUUAUGUUAAACCACUGAGAAGAGAAAAAGUGAAACUGUUGAUUUUAUUGAAUGCCCAGUGUCUUUCUUCUGAGAGUAGAACUAGCCAGGAGCAUGUAGGGAAUACCGUUGCUUCAAGGACCUCGAUGUUUGGGGCAUUAGAGUCUGAGUGCUUUAUCUGCUGUACCCCAACCUCAGCCCGCCUAGAGCCGUGCCUUUCCUCCCUUCCCCUUUGCCUGACAGUUGGCCAAAGGCUGCACUGUCUGGUCUGCAAAGCAUCCUCAAAGCUUCCAGAAUUUGUUGCAAUGCUUCAUGCAGAAAACAAAUUUUUAAAGAAAAUGGGUUAGGGUGUUUUUUAAUUUUAAUCCCAGCUGGGCUUAAAGGUCUAAAGAAAUUCCAUGAAGUAUUAAGAAUGAAGAAAAAUGCAACAGUAGACAGUAAAAUGAACUAGAGGUUAUCACGGUGACAGUGCCUUCUAUUGUAUAUUAUGAAAUUCUUUGCCUUAUACCUUUUUAAUAUUCGUGAAGUUCAGAACAGGAGUACAAAAAAUUGCCUUAAAAGUUUCUUGGAUUUUGUCAAUAACUAUUUUGAUGUACAGUAUCUUAUCAAAGCAUGUUGGUUUCUUUCUGUGCAGGUUUUGUUUAGGGAUAAGUAUUCAGAGCUCUACCACCUUGCUUAUAUUUUCUUGAAUUCUUGAGAGAAUUUGGUACUGUUUGUUUAAUAUUCCUUCAGUUUCAAUGCUGUGAACAAGGAAUGUUAACUCCAGGAGUGAGUUAAUCCUCUUGCUGGUUUGAAAUCAGCAAACUGUUUACUCAGUCACAUAGAAGAGGCAUUCUCUUUGUCAUGAGACAGUUAUUUUCCAGGUACCCAGCCCCAGGAGAGGAAAAGGAGUAAAAAAUCACAUGGUAUAGAGAGGGGGCCCCAUCUCCUCUUAAAAGUAUUUUUUCAAAUUAUCUGGAAAUGCCUUGAGCCUCGUUUUAAAAGGAAUCUCAGUGGAUUUCCCCUGGAAACCUUUGGCUUAUAGAGGAGGAUCAUGUUAAAUUGUUCUAAAGUCAAAACUCUUACUAGAUAACAGUCCCACUUCCAUCAUCUCUUUUCCCAAUGUCUGAUGAUACAUUUUUUUAUUGUUUUUUCAUCUGUUAUUUUUGUGCCAAACUGGGCAUGUUCAGAAGCAGACCAACAUUAAAUGCCAGCAACACUUCUGAAUUAAAUACCAAGUCCCUCAUUUAGUUAUCUAAGUUGGGCUUCAUGGCAAAACAAAAAAAGCAGAGCUUUAGAUGAACAAUCUGAGGCAAGGAAAAAUGCUGCCUCCUGCCUUUAUAGCUCCUGUUUUAUACUACCUCCUUUUAAAGUUAUUCUAGUGUUAUUUUUUUUUUCCUGUACUCAGGGAACAUUUUGUUACUUUGGAGCUGCCUCAUGGAAGCAUGGGCAAAUUGACAGGGUAUGGCGUUUGGGGGUUUGUGAGUAGAAGUAUGUGGGGCCAACUUUUAUCAGUAUCUAAAGAAGUACAAUGAGUUCGUUUUACUUUUUAAGCUUUCAUGAAAGGGCAAAAUCUAAAUCUAAGAUCUGAAUCUAAAGUGGAAACAUCAUCCAUCAUGAUUAUGGAAGAUGUGUCCAAGAUGGCAUGAAUUUGCAUUGUUUUGAAAACCUAAAAAGCUGAUCUGAAGUCCUUGAGGAAAGUAUUUUGUUUAAUGAAUAGGCUCAUAGUUAUUGUAGAUCUUUAGGCUAUAACUAUUUGCUAAUUAUUUACCAGUACAUUUUUUUUACUUUUUCACCUUUUCAUUUUGUUCUUAUACAGAUUGUUCAAAUAAUCCUGUUACCAAAGAAUUGUCAGUAGAAAGUGAAAAUUAGACUAUAAUACCCCCUACAAAUUGAAUUAACUAGAAACAUCUAUAGAUAUGAAGCUUAUACAAGUAGUUACUAACCCAAAAUAAUAGGCUUUAUAUUAAUUAUUGUAGUUAAAUAGACUAGUAAUUUUAACUACCUUAUUGUUACCAGAGCAUUUAAAGUAAGUUCUUUACCAGAAGAUAGUUCCAAAGAAUUUCAAGUGUAAUUUUUUUCCUCCAGCAAGUAAAACCUUCAACUAUUUCAGUAUUAGAGUAUUUUUAAAUCAUUGAAACUACUUGUCAGAGAGGGAAAAAAAUAUCUUUUCACCAAAGAUAAAUAUUUUGGUCCCAUUGAAUAAGAUAUCUAGUGUACACCAAAGACUUCUUUUUACUUGGCCAAAGUUAGCUUCCUUGAAGUCUUAAGUAUGAGAUUGUCAUUAAAAUGUGACGCUUUUCAUUCAUCUCUCAUAGUGGUGUUACUUCAUGGUAUUUCACUCCAAAGGGGCUAAUAUGCAAAUGGUAAUUGUUUUCUUUUCCAAAGACUUAUUUGCUGUAAGUACUGAUACCACACAUGCCAUUUUUAUGCCAAAUAUUACAAGAUACUGCUCAUCAGUAUUUUCAUACCAAAGACCAUUAAAAUAUAUAGACUAGCCUGUAAGUAAGUAAAGAUAAGCAGAUUUUAAGUAAAUUUAUUUAGAGGCUGAUAGGAAAUCUAGCUUUAGUAACAAAAGAUAUCAAAGGGCUAAGUUUACAUAAUUAUAAGCAAUACAAGUAUAUUGGUAUUUAUCAGUGUUUUUAUUCAAGUACUUUUUAUCAGCAAAUUUUUUUUAAAAACCAAAGAUAUUUAAAGUUACUUCCACAUAUAGGCAAAUUUAGUUGUACAUUAAACUUUUGUUUCUUGUUUUUAUGUCGGCCAAACUUGUCUCUCCAGAGCCCAGUCUGUAUACAAAUAGCGUACAUUGGGACUUUCCAUUAAAUCUGCUGAUUCAGCCACAGGAUGUUUUUGCCAAAUGAUGUGAUACUUUCCUAAGCACCUUGAGUGUGAAAUGUCAACAGAAAUAUCAGCAGACUUUUGCAUUCCAGAGCACAUGGCAACCCCUGAAUUAGCCUGUGCAGUCUUCUACUUAAAGCAUUACCUGGUUAACUCAGGAGGCUUGAGGUAGUUGCCUGAAGACCAGGGAUGUCUCUCUGGGGAGGAGUGGGAUUUAACAAGCAAACAAGUCAUACUACUGUUUAAGACAGAUGUGCUCUUUAAAGUUGUCCAUAGAUUGAGAAAUUUUAAUUGCAUCCUGGGAGACUGGUAUUUCAAACCUUAGUGGAACCUUGGAUAAAACAAAAAUCUUUUUUAUGAAAUAUGGGAUUUUGUACUUUUAUUUGCCUAAAAAUAAGGACACAACUUUACCCACUAAAUGGCUUUAAAAAAUCAGCUUUGGCACAUGGUGAAAUUAGAUCCUCGGUGAAAGCCUUUUAUUUGCCUUUGCUUCAAACAAGAACAGUGCCAACAUGAGGAACGAUGACAGUGAUUUCCAUUAGUUUGUUUUGGUUCAGUGAAGUUUCUGCCAGAAACUUGCUCAUGUUGAUGGCUCAGAGUCAUUGUUCAAGUCCACAUGAAGACACUUUUGGAAACAUUUCAGUGUCGUGAAAGGAAGAAAUUGAAAGGAUCUUUUUUCCUUUCAUGUGAGAAUAUCCAGAUGUGGUUCUUCUCCAAUAGUGGCUGUAGUGAUUUACAUAUUAUACAUUGAUAUUUCACUGAAUGUAAAUUUUAAAUACUGAAUGUAAAAAAAAGUUCCAGCAAUAUUGAAAGAGUCAUGAUCUUUCUAAGACUAAACAUGCAUUUUGUAGUAGACUUUGUCCCUGACAACUUGCCACAUGGGUCUCUGGUAAAAGUGCUUUGGUUUAAUACUCAAAUGAAUUUUUGUAAACUGUGAUCACAGAGUAGAGGGUUCUGGAGAUCACCAGAUACAACCAGUUGUCUGUGAAUUUUAUUGGUGUUUAGAAGAACAUACACAUGGAAUUCUGUGUUAAGUUGAUUUAUGCUCAGGACAUAAGAUCACAGGCUAAUGCAAUGUGUAUGUUGGCAGGCUUUAAUGUUCUCAGGCAGUUUCCCUUUUUAAGCCUUUGAAGGUGUUUAAGAUUAACAUGACAGUCUUGCAUUUUUCCAGACAGACAGAUUCUCUGUUAUUUUCUUAAUGCUGCUAUAACAAAUUACCACAAAUUUAGUGGACUUAAAACAAUACAAAUUUAUUAUCUUACAGUUCUGAAGGUCAGAAGUCUGACAUAAGGCUCAUAGGAUAAAAUUCAAGUUUGUUUCCAAGUCUCUUC
This is a messenger RNA of Manis pentadactyla (Chinese pangolin), 8394 nucleotides long. It is a transcript of the gene PRTG, whose product is annotated as protogenin. Gene Ontology annotation, molecular function: protein binding. The transcript has 20 exons. Gene Ontology annotation, biological process: axon guidance; cell-cell adhesion. The record is from RefSeq and is a predicted model, not a curated record. The coding region runs from base 172 to 3774 and encodes 1200 amino acids. Lineage: Eukaryota; Metazoa; Chordata; Mammalia; Pholidota; Manidae. Gene Ontology annotation, cellular component: axon; plasma membrane.